Enterobius vermicularis (human pinworm) is the source of this 2586-nucleotide messenger RNA. NCBI's taxonomy places the organism in Eukaryota, Metazoa, Nematoda, Chromadorea, Rhabditida, Oxyuridae. The record is from the annotation of a GenBank genome assembly.
AUGAAUGAUAACUUGAAGAAGGUCUCUGUAAUGUUUCUUCGCAACGCUAUCAGUCGUAUUCUCUCAGACCGAGAUAUUAAAAGAAAGGAACAUGCUCAACUUCGAAAAGCUUGUGAACAGGCUUUAGAGGAGCUGAAAAUAGCUGAAAAAAAUCAGCAGAUUGAAACGUCAAGCGGCAUAUUACCCUCUCAAGACCAAUUUGUACAUGCUGAUCGUUAUUUUUUGCCGUUUGAUCUUGCUUGUCACUCUAAGUGCCCAAGGAUCAUUAUUAUCGCGCUAGAUUGUUUACAGAAAUUGAUAGCUUAUGGUCACUUAGUAGGUAAAGGCCCGGACGCUGCAAAUCCAGAAAGGCUUUUAAUUGACAGAAUAGUUGAGGCCAUUUGCGUCCCAUUUAUUGGCCCAAAUACGGAUGAUGGUGUUCAGCUACAAAUUUUGAAGGCGAUACUUGCAGUUGUGUUAGCACCGACAUGCGAAGUUCAUGAAGCUUCUUUACUGUUAGCUGUGCGAACAUGCUUUAAUAUUUAUCUCGCUAGCCGUAGCCCUAUUAAUCAAACUACAGCAAAAGCAUCCUUAACGCAGGUAAUCAACGCGGCGUUUGGAAGCAUGCAGAAAGCUUUCGAAGAGCAUAAUGAAAAAACUGUUAGUGAUGAACAGGUUGUAAAAAAUCUUGUUGAGUCGCUUGUUGAUCAGGUUGUUUCCCAUAUCGAACCAAAUACAUCUGUUGCAAGCAGUCAUCACAGUUCUUUUGCUUCGGUAGUUAUUAAUACAAGUUUACAGGCAAUGUCCGCUGAGGUAUCUUUGCCGGCUUUGCGAAUGUUAAAUCCAGUUUCGUUAGCGUCUGACUCUGCUGACACUAUUCAUGAUGAUGUUCCUACAGCGCAGUUACACUUUCGAUCCUUACAGGAAAAAGAUGCUUUUCUGUUAUUUCGCGCUUUAUGUCGACUUUCUACUAAGUCGUUGCCAGAUAAACCCGAUCCCAACAGUCAUGAACUUCGUUCAAAAGAACUGUCUCUUGAAAUGCUUCUUCUGAUUGUGCAAAACUCAUCUUCCUUAUUACACACUUCACAGCCGUUUAUUCUCGCUUUACGCCAUUAUCUCUGUGUUUCGUUGUCGAGAAAUGGAGUGUCGCCUAUAGUUACAAUAUUCGAGAAAUCACUUGCAAUUUUUGUGCAGUUGGUCAAUAAGUUCAAAAUGCACUUGAAAGUACAAAUUGAGGUAUUCUUUAGAGAAAUAAUUUUUUCUAUUUUGGAAAGCAGCUCAAGUUCAUUUGAACAUAAGUGGAUUGUGGUAAAUACAUUAGAAAAAAUUUGCGAAGAUCCUCAAAGCGUUGUUGAUAUUUAUGUAAAUUAUGAUUGUAACCUUACUGCUGCCAACAUAUUCGAACGGAUUAUUAAUUCACUUUCAAAAAUAGCUCAAGGUGGUGCAAUAACUGACUAUGGCAGCUCAGCAGCGCUACUGCAACGACAAAGGGAAAGGUCAAUGCGAAUACUUGGCUUAAAGUGUUUAGUGGAGUGUUUACAGUGCAUGGUUGACUGGUUUGAUGAUGUAUCCUUUUUUCUGAGUUAUCCUUUUUCAGUUUUAGACGGUGACAGUGUUGAAGGGGUCACUGUUGAAAAUGGAGCGCAGCCAUCAUCUCCUACUGUUUCGCAGUUCGAGCAGCUGAAACAGAAAAAAGAGACGAUGGAGCACGGCAUUCAGCUAUUUGCACGGAAACCAAUGCAAGGGUUGAAAUUCUUGCAAGAGCGAAAUCUAGUCGGAACAGAUCCUGAAGAUAUUGCUGCUUUUUUCCACCGAGAAGAUCGGCUUGAUAAGUCUGUUGUGGGAGAUUUCAUGGGUGACGGUAAAGACUUUAAUAAGCAAGUUAUGUACGCCUAUGUCGACCAGCUAGACUUUUCAAAUCGAGAUUUUGUGGCGGCUCUGCGUUUGUUUCUAGAUGGAUUCCGACUUCCCGGUGAGGCGCAAAAAAUUGAUCGUCUUAUGGAAAAGUUCGCAUCGCGCUAUUGCGAGUGUAACCCACAUUUGGGUUUAUUUGCGUCCGCAGACACUGCAUACGUCCUGGCUUAUUCAAUUAUAAUGCUUACUACGGAUUUACAUAGUCCUCAAGUUCGUAGUAAAAUGACCAAGGAACAGUAUAUUGCGAUGAAUAGAGGUAUCAACGAUCAGUCCGAUCUGCCUCAGGAGUACCUCUCUGAUAUCUAUGAUGAAAUUGCUGGCAAUGAAAUAAAGAUGAAACCGGGUCACAAUAGGUUGCCUAAAAAAAGUGCUUCUGCGACAACAGAACGCCAACGUAAACUGUUACAAGAUCUGGAAUUAGCAGAAAUGUCACAAACUGCAAAGGCUUUGAUGGAAGCCGCUUCACAUUACGAAGCGACUUUUACUUCUGCUUCUCAUUACGAACAUGUGCGCCCAAUGUUUAAGAUUGCGUGGACUCCUUGUUUGGCUGCUUUUAGUAUAGGUUUGCAAACAUCAGAAGAUGCAGAAAUCAUUUUGUGGUGCUUGCAAGGCUUUCGUUUGGGGAUUAGAGUGGCUUGUCUGUUUCGUCUUGCAUUGGAAAGAAAUGCAUACAUUCAGGCUUUGGCUAGGUAA